Messenger RNA from Dermacentor albipictus, 8236 nucleotides. Its product is annotated as transmembrane 6 superfamily member 1-like. Lineage: Eukaryota; Metazoa; Arthropoda; Arachnida; Ixodida; Ixodidae. The record is from RefSeq and is a predicted model, not a curated record.
CUUCGGCGUCUGGUAACUAUGGGUCGCGUUGUGCAGGAAAGCAACAACAGGCGGCCUCGUCACGCGGCAGCAACUGAUAUAAGCGACGCGCAACAAUUUAACUGCGCAAUUGCGCAAUUUUAUAACGUCGUGAUUGCGCUGCACGCUUUGUUACUUCCCGAUGGAGGCAUAAUGUGCUUUCUCCGCUGUUGCCGACUUAUGUUGGCGCGACGCAGUGAAGAAAACUGAGCUGAACGAGUUGAACUCUUGCCAAGAUCUCGAGGCGACGUCGGCUGCUGCCUGUGUUCUCGGUUGUGGGGAGUUUAUUUUCUUCCGUCUUUUCUGAUGAGCACGCGCUGCGGGAACUGCAAGGAAAACACCGCGGAAGUCGAAGGCUUUUUUUGGACAGGCGUUGAACCACUCGCCACGGGCGCUUUAUCAUCGAAGACCAGACCGCAGAGCCGUCGCGAAACCAGGUCAUGUCGUCGUUCUCGUCUGCGACCAAAGUGUUCGGUGUGUCCCUGCUCGCCGUCCCAACGACGUACGCAUUCAACGUGGUCGCCCAGCUACUCAAGUGGGAUAGCGCCUUGCCCGUUUGUGUGGGCGUAGUAGUGGUACUUGUGGCCGUAGCCGGCCUCUUAUAUUGGGCCACAGGCAGAAAGGCCCCGUUGGCGGACGGCCGAAAACGCGAACAGAUAUGGUUCUACGCCUUGGCGAUAUCUGCAUUUGCAAGUGUGGCAUCCCUUACUGUGGGCCUAGAGCUAGAUGGAAUCAUAUCAGGCUUUGUCAAUGUGUACCUGAAGGUCGGUGAACCAUACCUCCGCUGCAGCCAUGGAGCCAUGGCGUCCUACUGGCACGGGACUGUGAUGUACGCCAUGCAUCUGAUGAUGUUGGCCGCACUGACUUGGGAUGGUAACCUCUACAAUGUCGCCCUCUUCUGGUGUGGUUCAAAUGUCAACAGCACACUUGUGCUUCUGCUUGGAGUUGCAACAGGAAAACAUGGCAUCACACCAGGGGCCGUGUUCUACGUUCUGGUGGCCUUUGCUGCUCCCUGCUUCCUCUACCAACUGAGACAUCAGAGGAUUGCCCCUGUGGUGACUGGCCCAAGGGAACGUUUGUUGAAACGCAAGCAAGAUAUUGUCUUGCUUUUUUACCUACUCACUGCAAGCUUUAUAACCAUAUUUAGAGGAUUGGCGGUGUUAGGAACAAACAUUGGCUGGAUAAAUCGUUAUGUUGCAAAUGUAGAGCCAUACCUCCUACACAGAGACCCUGCCCCGUUCCCAAGAAUGCAGAUGCUUGUGUACCUUUUCCACCAUCUUCCUCUACAAUUCGCCAGUGCCUAUGCUAUACUUGUGCCUGGUUGCCAGUGGAUGCCAGACCUCAGCCUUCUCAUCGCUGGUGCUGUGUUGCAGGGACAAGUGACACACAUCGGUGCAUCGUUCCAUCCACGUACACCAUAUGUGAUGCGGGUGCCUCCUGAGCCAGCCUCGUGGCUUGCCUUCUGGAUUGUGAAUCUCCUGCUGGCCCUGGGGUUCCAGUGCCUAGCAUACAGGUGCAACAGCGAAACUCAGUUUUUUGCUGUGCUGCGCCCACAUAGCAACCGACGAAUGUCCUAGCCGAUCAUAGGAUGUAUAUCCCUACUCAGCGACUAUAAGUCAUCUAAGUGGCAUGGCACGAUCAAGCAGUGUGCUUGCCUCUCUCCACUGCUUUUGCACAAGCCGUUGACAAAUCCCUGCAAUGUUGGCAUGAAAUCCAGAAAACUUAGCAACAGUUGAGAGGAGAAGCCAAAUACUAUUUUUUUUUCUUUGUUCUUUUUUUUAAAUGCUGGGGCACUAAAAAGUGUGGAAGACACUUCAUGAUAUUUUUCCUAGUUUCUACUCCUACUUGUUUUAUUUAGCUUUUUGUGAAAUUAUUUGUUUGAAGCACAGCAUCAGUAUAGCUGAAAAUGCUUUUUUCUCUGCUAAGCAUGUAGAAAGAUUUGGUCAGUGUAAAGCAUUUGCAUGUCAAAACAAAAAAACUUCUCAAAGUGGUCAGCAUGCUGCAGGAAGGACAAUUGGCUCCAUGUGAUUUUAAGAGCCAUAGUUGGCACAUGUCGAGCUGCUUAGCUAUGAGACACAUGUAAAUCUCAUGAGUUGCAUUUGUUGCCAGUUGUAUUGGAAUACUAGCAUGGUUUGUCAAAACAAGCAAGUUUUGCCUGCAUUAGCAAACAGAAUUAAAUAAAUUUCUUUACUGUAGCAUUUGCUUUCUUGCAAAGGAGGGUUGUGAGAUGUAAGGUCAUUUGUUGACAUGUGUUUGUUGUAUGUUGUAUGUAUAUGUACAUCAUAGUUUGUUGUAUGGACAUUUGCAUUGUCUUUCCUUAUCACAAAAAGUAGAUCUUAUGAGAGAGACCUUUGAAAUACUACCACCCACACAUUGCAUGCCUCUGACAUAUUCUCAGUGCACUGAUGUGACAUCUAUUUCACACCAGAUGAUGUCUAUGCUGUAAUCCUGGAUAAGUUCACUAUGCGUGAAAUCAAAAGGAGUACUAUUCAGCCUUGAUGCAGCAUGCGCAUCAUGUAGUGUAAAAUGAUGUGAUUCCAUGCCAAAAGUAUGUUGGAAAUAUGUUGCACAUAAUUACCACUUUUGAAACGUUGUGAAUGUCAUGUUUUGGUACUUUUGUACGCAAGUUCAUGUUUUUGUACAUAUUGUAGCUGUGGAAGUGAACAAAAAAAUAUGGUUGUGUGACCCUACUGCUAUGUUGGCACCAACUGGUGUUGUGGCAAGAAAAACUAUAAACAUGGCUUUUAUGUAGCCUUGCUGGUGAAAAUGCAGAACGAAGCUUAGUAUGGGCCUUUGUAGCUGUCCUGAGGCUUUUUAUAAAUGGAGUUCCUAGUCAAAAGUGAAUUUCAGGCUUUCGUGACGUGUAGUUAUAGUUAAACCAGCUGCUGUGGACCAACUGCUUUAAGUUUGUCACUUUAACAGCUUGGUAUUCUUCGCUAUGACUAACACGUGCACUGUGGCAUUGGUCACCUGUGAGUCAUGUUGGUUACUGCCCCUGUGUGGCUGUGAAAAUGCAGGUAGAUAUCUUAUGAUCAGUGAUAUGUCAGUAGAUAUAUGAUCAGUGCACAUUAAAAAAUUCUUGUUGCUUUAGAAUAAAAGCACUGGUGCUGCCCUUCUAGGGCUCAAGAAGAGUAAAAGUGCAUGACCCACUGGUGGAUCAUGAUUCACAGGAAUCGCAAGCUCUUAAGUGCUGCCACACUGAGCAUUUUGAGUGAUGGAACCUAUGUUUAAUGUGCAUGUGCUGUGAAUUUGAGUAGGCAUUUUGUAGACCAAGAAAUAUAGCUUUGUGUUUUUAUGUAUACAUAGUAGUAUUGCUAUCAAAACAAUUUCAUGCAUGUCGUAUGCAAACUCCAAUGACUCUGUGGUCAUUAAUUGGUAUGGAGUGACAUGAAUGAAAUUGUAUCUUUUACUGUGUGCAAUUCAUGUAUGUAUGUUAGUGGUUGCAGUUUAUUUAUUAUAUUUAAAAAGUAGUUCGAAACUGUUUUGAUGAGUAUCUGCUAGUGCUCAACGAAGUACAAGAAUAAUUUCUGCCAAAUUGAAGCUGAAGUACUUCUUGCAUACCAAGCAGAAAAAAAAAAAGGAAAGCUUGAGAACUAGCCCUUGAAUACACUUGAUUUGUGUUUCUCUUCACUGGAUUAUUAUAUUGUAAUGCUUGUGGAUUGUUUACUGGCAGAUUGUUCUGUAGCUGCUAUUGUGUUGCAACACAUUCUGCUUGGCAGUUAACUAGCUUGCAUUUAGCCAUCACCAGCACAAGCCAUGUCCAAAUGUUGAAGCUGUGCAUUGCCAUGCACUUCAAGCUAAAUAUAGUGACAUUCAUUAUAGUAGCAGUGAAAACUUUCCUGUGUCAAAAUUUUGUUCAAUAUAAGCUAGGUUUUCGUGUUUAAGAAGUGAAAUUUUUGUUUCCAUAAUGUUUGUAUAAUGUGUUUAGAAGGAGUAUUGAUAAUUAACAAUUUCAGCACAAGUUUGGGUAAUGAGUACAUCAUUCAAGAUGUUCGGGCUCAAUGUUUGUAGCCACAAAAACUAGAAAAGAAGCACUGCUGUAAUGCUCGCACACGUUUUCACUAUACCACCACCUACAUGCAAUAUGUACAGCCCUUGUCAAAAAUGCGCAAGGGGAGCAUCUCUGCUCCUUGUCCUCUAUACACUCAGCACAAGUCAGUGCCAUCAAUGGGAGCAUGGUAGCCUGCAAAAUUUUGACAAAGGCUGUAUAUAUGGCAGUUUGAGCGGUGGGGAGGGUUGGGAAUUGCACCCAAAAAACCCUCUUCAACCUACUCCACUGCUAAGGUAUUUUAGUACACACAAGCUUUUAUUAAUUAUUGGCACUGCAGUUGAUAUCUGCCUUCCAUAACUCAUCAUAAUUCUAAGCCUGAAAGCCUAAAUCAAGGUUCAUUUGUAUAAAGCAAGAAUUGCUGAGAGUGUAUUGAAUACCUUAGCCAAGUUGGAAAGGAAAUGUCUAAGGCUUGUCAAUAGAAUUGGUGGAUUGGGGACUUCAUUCUGUGCCUAUUCCACUUAGCAAGCCACUAAUGUUUUAUUUACUCUUUGUAAAAAAAUUUUAGUUCACGUAUUGAAACAUAGAAUUUCCUGUUUCAGUGAACACUCGGUAUGUAUUUUUAAAAUGAGCUCUUUUAGUUGUGAAUGGUUGAAAUGCUAGUUUGUGUGUUGAGUGGAAGUCUUGGAACACUGUGCUGGCUCUUACGUAACAAAUUUUAUCCCGCUCCAAACAUUCAGGCAGUGAAUUAGAAUGGCAGCUACAGAUGAAUGAUUCAUGCAUCUUGCAGCGCAAGCAUGCUGGGCAUAGCAUUUCACUGUGUUCUGUGGUGUUGGCACUUCUAAUUCAGCACCAAUUGUCUUCUAUCACACCACGAUGCCCCAGGAAGACUUUUGUUCUUUGCACAUGGCGCACCAUUAUGAAUUACUUUAGUCAUGUGAAAUAGUGAUACUCAGUCUUAAUUUUUUAUCUUGUCACUUUCCACUGUGUGUGAAGCUGGCAUUUCUGUUAACUUAUUUGAGCCACUGAGUGUUGAAUGUUUGCAUUGCAUUUAGAUUUUCUUCUCUUGUAUAUUUUUAUUUUUGUUUAUGCUCUACUUAUUCCAUCUAAACUUAUUUACCAAUGACAUACCAAGCCUCAUUGAUUUCAAUUAUUGGUUAUAAUGAUGUAUUUCUGUCUCUAGGUUUCGUUCAUGAUGCAAUGUGAACAAUGAGAUGAACAUGCAAACAGUGUUUUCAGUAGGCGUUCCUUCAAAAACAAAAAAUGAAUGGAAAAGGCUGAACAAGAAGAAGAGUAAGACAUACUUGCUGCUAUGAAUUAGCACAGUGCUUUUAAAUGGUGGCAGAGUGUUUUUAUAUGUAUUUUUUCAUAUUUGUUCUAUUUAUGAAAGAACAUUGAGGUUUUACUCUUUCCUAAUUUGUGUUACUCUUUCCUAAUGUGUUCUGGAGAUGACAUCUCCUAUUUUCUGCUUAACUUUCGCAGCCUUUCAUUAGAUACAGGUAGCAGGGUUAGAGCUAUCCUGUUCCUGCCAUGUAAUCUGCACUAGUGAUGUGUGCCUAUAUCAUGGCAGUUUGAUGUUCUUGCAUCUUGUGCGAAUGUUGUGUGCCUUUUUCUCUUUAUGAACUACAGUGUCUGGUACAAUAGCCUUGCCCGGCCAUUUUUGUAUGCGAAUCGCAUAUGCAAGGCUUAUUUCACUAUUAAUCUUGUUCAUUAACUCGUAAGAGUGACAGCUGCCUUUAUAUACAGGGGGGAAACUUAGAAACAAGCCCAACUGCUUCUGCUGCUGCUUCCAUUGUACAUUCUUGCUUUUUCUUAGAAAUGGUAAAGCUGGUCUACAUGUGUAGCUGCACCUAUACUUUAUGGAACUGCAUUUGCACACGAUAGUAGUGGUAGGCAGCUUUAGAAAAGGUGGACUCGGCUUCUGAGCACCAUCCGCCUUGCAUACGAAAGAGUUUUCUACAAAAUGAACUCUGUGAACUUUGUAGUGCCACUGAUGCUAUCUUUUUGGGUACAUCAAGUCCCUAGUAAUGUUCCCAGGUCAUUUACAUCCACUAUUUUUAAAGCUCGAGCCAUGAAACACUGUCCAAGCAUGCUGUCGUGCCGUCGAUCUUUACAAAUGUUUGUGAACAGAACAAGUUAUAAAACUUAAAAAAAAAGCAAUCCUUCCCAGUAAGAUCAGGGCGCAAAAUGUUUUUCACCUUUCUUUAUCUGUACAGUUUUUUCCCAGCCAUUUGUUAUAGUCAACCAGACAUACAUAAGGUGACUUUUUUUUUUCUUCUUGCUUUUGAUUAUGCAGGACUUCGCAUGCACAUGUGCGCGGAAAUUAUUGAGAAAAAAAUGCAAAAUAUGUGUAGCAAGUUCUGGUCAUCCUAAUUGGUCGAAAAUAAUAUUGAUGUACAGCAUUUGCUUGGAAGUUACCCUAUUAUACAUUUAAUACAAAGCUAGUGCCUCAAGCUCCCAGCAACUGUUGUUUUUAGGCACCAGACUAGUGCAACAUGCCAGUGCAAACAGAAAAGAAAUAUGAUGCUUAAUUUUGUAUAACUGAGUUCAGUGUGCUUGUGUAGUUUUUUGCAACAAUUUACAAAAUGUACAUGCUGUACAAAACUUGAACGACUAUUUCUACAUUGAAUGAGAAAUAUUGCACAGCAGUGAUUCAUGAAGGAUGUCAACAUCUAUGUGGAUCUAUAUGGUUGUACUAAAUAUGUUUGAAGAGUGUUAGCUGUGCUUUUGUUUGUGAAUCGUAUCUUCUGCAAAUGAGAUGGUAUAGAAAAGCUUAUUAUGGGACAAACUUAGCCUGGGGCCAACUCCAAUUUCCCUAUGAAAAUACAUGUGAAAUGCAGACAUGCUUUCCUUAGACAACUGCUCAAUUUAUUUUAAUGAAAUUUGUUGCAUUUGAGAGAAAGGUAGGUUCAAUCGAUUGUAAGAAGCAGAAUUGCUAUUUAAGUGCUUAAAUAUUUUAUUUAGAAAAUGCUCAAAACUGAUAAUUUAAGAAAUAUGGCAGCAUAAAUUUAUAACUUCAUAAAGUCGCAAUAAAAACAGGUAUCACAUGUUUCAGUAAACUUGAUCUUUUAAAGAUAUCUGAAGAGGGCACACUCGUUAUUCGUACAGCUUACCUGAAAUUGUCACAUUGUUUUUGAAGGAUUUUACAAAAAUUCUAAAACAGACAGAAUUGAUAUGCCGUAUAUACUCGAGUAAUGGCCACACCCAUGUAAAAACUGCACUCUUGAUUUUUGAUAAGGUUGGCAGUGUUACCUGUUGUGUGGUGCAAGAAUUCAGAAGCUUUUUUUUUUUCUCUUUUCAUUCUUUCUAUUUUCUUUUUCUCUCUCUCUCUCUCUCUCUUUUUUUUUUUAACUGGUGGCAAAACAAGGCAGCCGUGUCGAGUUUUUCUUGCGCCUCCGGGUAGCACGAGCACUGCUUCCGAGAUUAGCAGCUGCCUCUGAGACGCUGCAGUCACUGGUCUGUGGGUCGUCACCAUUUAUUCCAGCCAGUAGGUAACAUGCUAAGGAAAUAGCCAAGAAUAGAGUCAGUACGACCAAGUACUGUAGUUCAAUAAAGGCAAGCACCAGCGAAAAUAUUUAAGGAGAAAACGUGUUCUUUUUUUUUACGUAUAAUGGCCGCAGCCCCCGAUUUUUCACCCCGAAUCACGAGGGAAGAAAAGCUGGAGCCAUUAAACAAGUAUAUACGGUAUACUGUUCUAAAACAUGUCAAUAAAUUGUGUAUUCAUGUCCGAAUAGAGGCGCUUUACUUAUUGCUGAAUCACAUAGUUGUCAACUUAAUGCUGAUGACUUAAAUCGAAAAUAUACUCUCUGCUAUUGGUAAAUUUUAACGUUUAAUUAAAUGUAGCAACUGUCAUAAAUUUCAGUUCAGUGUGGUGAGUGAAAUGAUUUUUCUAUUCUCAUGUGUUUAGAUAGGAGUGCCUGGGGUGAAGGCUUCUCAUAAGCGACGUAGUUUUCCUGCUUAUAUAAAUCUUGUUCUUCAUUCUUAACUGUGUUUAUACCUUUCAUCACCUUGUACCUUGCAGCAUUUCUGCUUCACUUAAUUCUUGGAACUGAAGAGCCAGUUUACUUACUCUCACGUUGUGGCAACCCCUGUGACUCUAGUCUCUCCUCAGGCCUCGGGAUACUUGGUCAUUUCAGAAUAUAGAUGUGUCACACUUUUGAUAUCGGCGGUUAUCACUUGUUCUUUGAGUGUGUUUUAUGGUAUUCAAUUAAAAAAGAAGCAUACUCAGAA